Aspergillus clavatus NRRL 1 is the source of this 3216-nucleotide messenger RNA. Its product is annotated as Na+/H+ antiporter Nha1. Bases 1 to 3216 code for a protein of 1071 amino acids. Gene Ontology annotation, cellular component: plasma membrane. Gene Ontology annotation, biological process: intracellular potassium ion homeostasis; proton export across plasma membrane; sodium ion export across plasma membrane. The transcript has a single exon. Gene Ontology annotation, molecular function: sodium:proton antiporter activity. The record is from RefSeq and is a predicted model, not a curated record. NCBI's taxonomy places the organism in Eukaryota, Fungi, Ascomycota, Eurotiomycetes, Eurotiales, Aspergillaceae.
AUGGCGUGGGAUCAUCUGGAUAUCGAUAAGCCGCAUCUGGCGUACAUGAUCCUAGGCGGUUUUACCGGCCUGUUCAUGCUUUGCUCCCUCUUCGUCAAGGAGAAACUGUACAUUGGCGAAGCCACUGUUGCCACGCUGUGUGGCAUCAUCUUCGGCCCCCAUGCCGCCAACCUCUUCAACCCCAUGUCAUGGGGUAACGUUGACAAAAUUACCCUUGAAUGUUCGCGCAUUGUCCUCGUCGUCCAGUGUUUUGCCGUCGGUGUCGAAUUGCCGAAAGCAUACAUGGAGCGGCACUGGCGCUCCGUCUUUCUCUUACUGGUGCCGGUGAUGACCUGGGGUUGGUUGAUCACAAGUCUGUUCAUCUGGUGGAUGGUGCCUCCACUCAACUGGUUGGAGAGUCUUGUCUGCGCUGCCUGUGUGACAGCCACCGAUCCCGUCCUUGCCUCGUCAGUCGUCGGUAAGGGUAAAUUCGCGAAGCGGGUCCCCAAACAUUUGAGAGAUCUGCUGUCCGCCGAGUCCGGCUGCAACGACGGCAUGGCAUUCCCCUUUAUCUAUUUGGGCUUUUACAUUCUACGUUAUCGGCCUGAUGCCGGGCAGGUGUCGCUGCACUGGUUUUGCAUCACCAUUCUGUACGAGUGUAUCUUUGGCGCAAUCUUUGGCUUCCUCAUCGGAUAUUUCGCUCGCCACGCCAUCAAGUGGGCUGAGCGGAAGCAGUUGAUCGAUCGCGAGAGUUUUCUAGUCUUCUACUUCGUGCUGGCGGUAUUCUGUGCUGGUUCGGGAAGUUUGUUGGGCAUGGAUGAUCUGCUGAUCGGUUUCUCUGCUGGAGUCGGCUUCAGUAACGACGGCUGGUUUACCGAAAAGACCGAGGAGUCUCACGUGUCCAACGUCAUUGAUUUACUGCUCAAUCUGGCGUACUUUGUCUAUUUCGGUUCCAUUAUCCCCUGGGAAGACUACAACAACCCCGAUAUUGGUCUCGUGCCUUGGAGGUUGGUCGUCAUUGCUAUUCUGGUGAUCUUCUUCCGCCGGAUACCCAUCAUGAUGCUCUUGAAGCCGAUUAUACCGGACGUGAAAACAUGGCGCGAGGCGCUGUUCGCCGGUCAUUUCGGCCCCAUUGGUGUUGGCGCGAUUUUCGCGGCCAUCCUGGCCAGGGCGGAACUGGAAACCGAUAGCACGCAACCGCUGUCUGAGGCGGACCUGCCGAAGGCCGGGACGAAAGACUAUUAUGUCGUCCAGUUGAUCUGGCCCAUCACCACCUUCAUGGUCAUCUCCUCCAUCUUGGUGCAUGGUUCCUCAAUCGCCGUGUUCACUCUCGGAAAGCGCAUCAAUACCCUGACCAUCACGCUAUCCUACACGACUGCCAACGAAGAUGGUCCUUCUUGGAUGAACCGUCUACCCCGUGUACAGUCUCUGGCAAAGGGCUCCAUGUCCUUCCGCAAGGCAGACGAAUUUGAUGAGUCGUCCAAUGAACCGGAAUAUCCCCCUGGAACCCUUCCGCCUAUCGGUGUUCCCGGCAACUUCCUACGCCGGGUGCGUGAGGAAGAAUCAGAGACACCUACUGGUCGAACGUCCAGUCGCAGACCUCGGAGACGCCGUAGACGCGACGAUGGGGCCGGAGGUCCGAUCAGUCAAUCUGCCAUCAUGCCUCAGCGACCAUCUGAUACCGGCGAGGAGACCGAGAUGGUCAAGGAGGAAGCCGCAGAACGGGAGAAGAUCGAGCGAGGAGGAUCGCCUCCUACUCACGAGCGCGAUAGAUUUGGCCGAGAGCCGGUCAUUGAGGUGUAUCUUGAAGGCCACACCAUGAUUAUCGAAGAUGAGGAAGGAAAUGUCCUGAAGACAGAAGACAUCAGUCAUAAAUCCCCGGAAGAGCAGCAGCAGCAUAUCGAGGAGCAGAAGCGAAGGCUGCGAGAAGAUAAAUCAGGCGAGCUAUCCAAGUCCAGAAGUCAACCCCAUGAAAAGACAGAAGGAGAAGACAUUCAACACGCUGUGGGCGCGGCAGCUGGUCCUUCUCUUGGAAAGGCUCGCAAGCAAUUUGGCAAGUGGGUCGGCUGGGGCAAGGGCCGCAACGAGGAGCCCGAGAGCAAGGAGGCGAAGAAAUCUGCCGAGAAGAAGCCGGGUGAGGGUGCAGGUGGUAAAUUGACCAAGAGCAAGGCUCGCUCGGCCCACGCGUACCAAUUCGGCAACACUAUCAUCGUCGAGGACGAAGACGGUGAAGUCAUUAAGAAGUAUUCCAUCCCUCCGACUGAGAAGCCUGAUGCAGGCGGCCCUGGCCGUCGUGGACUAGGACGGAUGGGAACGUGGUUCAGUCAAGGUGAAGCAGAAACCUCGCAGGCUGCUCAAAGUCGAAAGGCCGCUGAAGACGAGUGGAUGGCGGACGACGGUCUGCGUUUCACUCUUGCCAACGAUGACCAGGUCAGCAAGAGGGGCGUCGGCCACAAGGGUCGUAGAAUGACCAAGCACGAGUUCGCUCGGCAGAUCAAGAACCUUGGCCCCAAGGCUCGUCGGGAACUAGUUGAGGAAACCGACGUUCCAGAGCAUGUCAAGGAUGUGGCCCGUGACGAGGCCGACGUGGCUGAACGGCGGCAAUCCAUGCCAACAGAACCCACCGAAAUCCCAGUGCCUCCCAAUACCCAGCGCGAGACCCGCGAUGUCGAUGCGUUCAGCUCCGACAGCGGCCUCACCGAUGACGAGUCGGAACACGACGUUCCCGGUGACGUUGUUGCUUCUCUAGCCCGGUUCACCCAGGGUUCCGCUGCGCAAGAACGACGCAGUACCUUGGAGACUUCGGAGGCCGCCGCGAGAGCUCAGCCUCGAUCGAGGAGAGAUUCCGAGGAUGACGGUACCGAGCGGAUUCCUCCGUCACGGCUUCGAGAGGCAGCCGGUCUUGCACGGCCUUUUCAGCAGGUUGACUUGGACGACACGGGAGAAACCCCUGCGGAGCGCCGCCGUCGUCUUGCUGCCCUGGGCGAGCUGCAUGACUCGGACUCGGACAGCGACAGGGACAACACCGCUGUCGUGGAUACCGACAGUGAAGACAACGGCGAGUUCCACCAGGUGGCAGGCAAAGUCCAAUUUGCCGAUGGUGCUCGGCCCUCUGAGACCAGAGAAGACGCUGGCGGCGUAGGCGAUCUGCCAUCGAGCUCUUCAGACCGACUCUCGAGUCAUCGAGGCCAUCGCACUCGCAUCUCGUGGGGUGGAGAGAAAGGUCGCGAGAAGUGA